This is a messenger RNA of Tuber aestivum (summer truffle), 3229 nucleotides long. The record is from the annotation of a GenBank genome assembly. Lineage: Eukaryota; Fungi; Ascomycota; Pezizomycetes; Pezizales; Tuberaceae.
AUUCCUUCCGAUUUCUCCCCGAUCUUGCUCCUUUCCGCUAUAUGAGCAAGGCAGCCUACCGGCACGGUAGUCAACCCCCCUCCCUCAGUGCUCAUUCCUUGCGCACACAUUCUCGGCCUCCAUCAUCGACAUCAACAUACACUCUUUCGAUCGGGUUAUAUCCAGCAAUCUUUCUCCGAUCUCUUCCACACCUAUCCCCGCACAUCCGGUGCCCUCCGUCACCCCCACUCCACCCCUCCCGUCCCCAUUCCCCGCAAUGUUCGGUUCAUCACCGGCCGACGCAUUUGAGCAGAAGGCUCAAAAGCUUCGUCGUGCCGUAGAGCGGGCGCGUGCCCAGUUCUCGCAGAAAACUAGGCCUCAAAGGUGUGUGCUGUGUAUUUGUCCGCGCCCUCAUGUGCCCCCUCCAACCUUUUUUUGUUCCCCCCACUGCGUCCCUCCUCAACCAACUGCCUCUCACCAAGGAGACGACAGAUGGGAGGGGCUGUAGGGAAUCAAGGGGAAAAAAGAAAAAUCCCAUAUUUUUGCCAGAUCGGAGGACAAAACAAGGAAAAUAUCACAGCACAUGGGCUGCCUAGUUUAAGCUUUGACUACGAUUCAUGCUAAAAUUACCCCCGCGCCGCCUGCCUCCGUAGUGUCAACCGGACAUCCGUCGCCCUCACAGGCUCGUAUUUCGACUACCUCCCCGUCGAGCUGAUAAUCGACAUCUGCUGCCAAACUGACUGGCGAGACGUUACGCGUCUCCGUCUCGUCUCCCGAGCGUUCAAGGAGUUCGUCGACGCGAACGAGUCCACCAUCGCUGUCAGAUGGAUGGUCCCCGGAUCAUAUCUGGCGCUACUGUCGCAGCUCUUCUACCCGCCAAAGUCUAGGGUAGGAGACGGGGUACGCCGGCCUACGAUACAGUACUUUUGCGGAUUAGAGAAGCGACAUAUCACGUGCUCUCAGUUGGCUUAUUAUCUAUGCGACAAGGCAGUUGCGCCCAUGUAUGGGACUCGGUUCACGAUUAAUUGGAAGGAUAGGGAGGAGGCUAAGCUUAAGAAGGAUCAAGCAAUUCGGACGGUGCAGAGGAGGUUGACGAAGCAAUUGUAUUUCCUGCCCCCCUGGAGAGAAACUGAAUUUUUUUCCCCUUAUUUGUUUUUUCUUGUGUUUCUUGGUCAUUAUCUGACCGGUUCCUUUUACAAAGGCUGAUAUGGUUGGGAUUUAGGUAUUAUGUAAGAGCAGUCCCAGACUCUAUGUGUUAACUCGUCUCGAGCCAAUCUUAGGGCUGCCUCGUAGAUUGGGGAGGGGGUAGCGACAUAAUACCUAUCCAACCAACUAACACUUCAUUUUAGGUCCUCCACUUUCUGACCUACUCCCGCCUCCGCUUGGAAGCCAACAAAGCCGCCAUGGCUGCUGAGAACUCCGACGAGCUGCUAACCCUCAACGACCUAAAUAGCGCCUACUUGGGCAUCCAAUCAAACAUAUUAACCACCUUCGACAACCAAACCCUAAUAUCCACGCACCACGCCCUGCACUUCCUGGUGAACUCCAUCCGCCUAAGCAUGUCCCCGGAGCCCCCGCACAAGCAGAACGAUGAACUCGUCGCCAUUAUCCUCCGCUGCCCAAUACCGCUAAACCGCUGUGUGGAAUUCUUUGCCGCAGAUUGCCCCGGCGCACCGCGCGGGCUGAGGAAACAGUUUAUGCAGGAUAUGGAGGGGGAGAGAGCGGAUGCUGAGAUCAGGUUUGGGGGAGGAACAGCGCCGAGGAGGAGUAGUAGUGGCCAUUCUAGAGAGGCGAGUCGGAGGAAGUGGUCACCGAGAGUUUCCGAGGUUUGGUUUGAGGCCGCGAGGAUUGCGUUAGCGGAGAGAGGGUUGCAGGAACACAAACCCGAUGGGGUGUAUUUCUUUCCGGAAUGUAGUCAGGAGCUGUUGAUUGGGUGCCCGGGGUGUAAGCUUAAAUGAUCAUGAUGUGAGGGGUUAUGAAGGGUGGGUCGUGUUGCGUUCCCCCAGGAAACGCGUUUGAGGGUUUAGCUGGGAGCUCGUUUGUUGAGGAUUAUACCCACAGGCUGUAUUAUGCCGUGCUCGGGCUAUCAGCGGGCGGUUGGCUUCCCUCUUUCCACGGAAUAUUAUGAUGAAAUAGAGGUUUCACGAAAGGUCACUCUCUUGGGCAUCAAUCCGGCAUUGCGGUGGUAUGAGACGGUGGGUAGUGUGGGGAGCAGGGUUAGGAUUGUCAUGUGGGUAUUUUGAUGCCCUAACGGUUCUCUCUUGGGGCAAACCGAAUAUAUUUCGAUUCUUGUGAGGGAUUGCCGGACGCCAGGCCUUGAUGUAAGAGCUUUGAGGAAAAAAACAAGGAACAAGAACAGCCCCAUGAUUUUCACGCACUUUACUACACCAUUUAACCGCUAGCUUCUGUGAUACUAGCGCAGUAGGUUAAAACUCAAAAAAGUCGUCCAAUUCUUCCAACUUCUUUUCCUCCCUUGGGGCCUUCUUCGACUUGCCCUUCUUAUCCCGCUUCUCCGCUCUCUCAUCCCUUUUCUCCUCCCCCCCAACCACCUCCCCCUCUCCACCACUUCCCGGUUCGACACCUCCCUCCUCUUGAUCCUCCCCCUCAUCAUCAAAACCCAUGGUACUCUCCCCCAACCCGCCUCUCGCCAUCUGCCUCUCAAUCUCCCUGCGAAUCCCCUCUCUCCUCUCCCGCAUUACCCCCGCAUCCUUAAACAAGGAAAUGUACUUCUCCCCAGGAGGGUAAUGCAUGAUGUAAUUAAGGUCCAGCCUAGCCUCGUAAACUUUCUUCUCUACCUCCGCCUUUCCCACUCCACACCCUACCUUCUCCAGCUCCCUCUCUGCUUUGCGUAAUUUCCUUGUAGCUUUUUGCCUCUCUAUUUCGCAAUUAGCCAUCUAUCAACCGUACGGGGGGGUGCUGGAAGAGAUGGGCGCACCGAAGAACCGAACCAUAUGAUACCGCUUUGCAAUACUUCUCACCUUCGCCGCACUCCUCACCGCCGAGAGUUCGGAUUGGAAGGCUGAUAAUGCGCGUUCGUUUUCUAGCCGGACGUCGGCUGGGAGUGAGCUGCUGGGAUUAUUUAGGAGACGCUGGAGGUCGCGAACUUUUUUUUUCAGGUGGGUUGUGGAGGUCUUUGGUCCCGUGGGGUUUAUCAGGGGACGACGCCGACGUUUUUGGUGUCUGUGGUUUUCGGGAGGCAUUUUUUGUUUGUUGGUAGAGGUGGAGAUGUGGUGAUGAAGGAUUCUUGCUU